AUGUCCCUUCGUAUCAAACCUAUCAAGCAAACUGCUGGAUCAUCGAAGCUGACCAAAGCAUCGAAGCGGCGCAUAGACUCGGACGAGGAGGACGCCACCCUUGCGCAGGACCUCGACAACGAGGGUCCCAGCUCCCAGCCACAACACAAGAGAGCGAAGACGGAGGACAGCGAUCACCGCGCGACGGGCUCGGACGGCGAACCCGACGUCGACGUGGAAGUCGAUAUUGAGGCGGACGCAGAAGACACGCGUUUCUUGCCCCCAGAAGCAGCCACUUUGUCCGCCCCUUCCCCGCCGCCAGCAAAGGCAUCGAAGCGCAAGAGCGGCAAGCCGAAGGUGGACGGCAAGUCCACGUCGGAGCGACGCUCCAAACGGACCGUCGUGUGGACGGACGACGAAGAUGACGAGUUUGUGGAUGCCGGUCGCAUCAUGGACUCGGAGGACGAGGACUUUGCGCCGGAGUCGGCGCCCCCAUCCAAGAAAGGCGCAGUCACGAAGGGGAAGGGCUUAAAACCGAGUGGAGGAACGAAAGGAGCGAGGGGAAGGGGGAAGAAGGAGGAGAAGGAGAUAAUCGUUCGAGAUGAGCGUAAGCUACCUCCAGCAGCGCCCUCCGCACCCAAAGACAGGAGCGCAGUUCCAGCAGCAAACAGCAAGCGGCCGGCCCCCAAGGACGAUCGUCAGGUGGCUGUUGCUGAGCCUGCUGCAGCAGAGAAAGCACAAGAGCCUGUUCCCCUAGAGGAAGCUGCGCCGCCACUACCCAAGAAGCGCAAGCUACCGACCAUCAAGAAGAACAAGGCGUCUGCCACCCCAUCCACUCCCUCUGUCGCCGCCGUUUCUCCUGCGGUAGGAGAGAAGAAAGAUGCCGCCGCAGACGUCAUCACGCCCGUUGGGGUGGCAGCGAGGAAGCCGGCCGCCACAGCCAACAACGCGGAUUUCGACCUGCGCGAUAAGAGCGUGUAUGCGCAGCUGUUCACCAAGGCGAGCCCUCCCGGCGGCACGACGCCCAAUUCGGGUCUGAACCGGAAGGAGAAGGAGGAGGAGCGGCGGAAGGAGCUCAACAAGAUGCGCGACGACGCCCGCGCAAAGCGCGCAGACGAAGCCAAACGCUCCUUCGACCUGCAGUCCGCGCACGACAAGAUCGCGCGCUUCGAGGAGAAGCUGCGUGCGCGCAAGUCCAUCGCGGCGUUCCCGAAUAUCCUGGGUGCCUACUUCAAGUCCGUGCACGAGGCGGCGAACAAGGAGGAGCCGGAGCGAAGGGAGCAAUGA
This is a messenger RNA of Fibroporia radiculosa, 1266 nucleotides long. RefSeq lists its product as uncharacterized. The record is from RefSeq and is a predicted model, not a curated record. The transcript has 4 exons. Bases 1 to 1266 code for a protein of 421 amino acids. NCBI's taxonomy places the organism in Eukaryota, Fungi, Basidiomycota, Agaricomycetes, Polyporales, Fibroporiaceae.